CAUUCGACUUUUUUUUUAUUUUCCUUUUCUUUGUGGUUUUGGAUUUGGCUUUAUCUUUACUUUAAGCUCUGUUGUUUAACAUUUUCACUCACUCAAGUCUUGUUCCACUUGGAGGAGCAUUGAUUGAUUAUCAAAGGCUUGCAUUGCAUUGCAUUGCAUGUGAAGCAAAGCAAGCAAUUCCCAAAAAGAUGUCUCGGUGGGUCUGAAAGUGUGACCCCAAUUAACUCUCUCUCUCUCUCUCUCUCUCUCUCUCUGGCUUCUCAACGAAACCCACCUUUUUUCCUUCGAUUAGGGAUUGGGGCUUUAGGGUUUGUAAUUGUAAAUUUGUAAUUUUGUAAUUAAGGCGACAGCAUUAGCAUUGUGCAUUGUAAUGGAGAUUGAAUGAUUAGGGGCUUUGUUUGUUUAUUUGCUUCUGAUUCCAUUGAUGGAGGACAUUGGGGGGCUCUUCAACUUGAAGCAAUUGUCUUUUCGGAAAUGCCUCAACAACAGCAAGAACAAGUCUUGUCGUUCAAAGUCUUAUGAUUGUUGUUCGUGGAUCAAAACAAUUGGGGGCUUCGCGGAUCGACACUGGCCCGCAAUCUGCCUCGGAUUCGGGAGGCUAUGGAGGUUCGCGUGGACGUUGGUCGUGUACUGGAAAUGCUGCGUUUUGAGGGGAUUCCAUUCCCUCGUAGCAUUGGGCUCCGCCGCUCUUCUCCUCAUCAUCUGGAGUUGCUUUCUCUCUUUGACUUCCCUCUCUUGCUUGCUUUAUCUUCUUCUCUCUAUGGGAGUUGCUGGAGCUGCUGUUCAGUAUCUGGGAUACACUCCGGGACUUUUUAUUGUCGGGCUCUUUGCGAUUCUCAUUUUAUGGAUGUAUGCUAACUUUUGGAUAACCGGAACGCUCUUUAUAGUCGGAGGUUAUUUGUUCUCCCUAAAGCAUGCACGGUUGGCAGUCUUAAUGGCAGCCGUCUAUGCUGUGUAUUGUGUCAAAGUUCGAGUUGGAUGGCUCGGUGUUUUUCUCUCCAUUAAUCUUUCAUUCUUAUCGAAUGACGCAUUGAAUUGGAUGCUCCAGUGGUGUGAUAGUGUGAGAGAAAAUGCACAUUCUGAAGAGCAGAAACAAUCAGAAACAAUUGUUGAAGACGACUUUACUGAAGAGUGUGAAUUCUCCACUCCAACUGAAGAAUCUGAAAAUCAGCAUUCUUAUUGUAAUAAAGCACCCACUAAACCGCCUGCUUCUUCUGUUGUGAAAGACAUGCCAAAAGAAGCUCCUGCUAGCAAGGUGGUAAAGGAGCAAACUAGUUCAGCUGAUGAGAUGAAAAGAAUUUUGAACAGUAUUGACCACUAUGAAGCACUGGGAUUUUCUCGCCACAAAAAGAUUGACGUUUUAGUCCUUAAAAAGGAAUACCGCAAGAAGGCCAUGCUCGUGCAUCCUGAUAAAAAUAUGGGAAGUCCAUUGGCAAGCGAGUCGUUUAAAAGACUUCAGUGUGCGUAUGAGGUCCUUUCUGAUUUCACAAAGAAGAGAGACUAUGAUGAGCAGUUAAGAAAGGAAGAAUUCAGGACUAGGAGUGUUUGCCAGCGGUCACAUAGCGCUUCAACUCAGGAUGGCUCUGAUUAUUGCUCUGAAGAAUCAAGACGUAUUCAGUGCACUAAGUGCGGAAAUUCUCAUAUAUGGGUGUGCACCAAUAGGAGUAAAGCCAAGGCUAGAUGGUGUCAGGAUUGUUGUCAAUAUCACCAAGCAAAGGAUGGAGAUGGUUGGGUGGAAUACAAAGGCUCCCUGGUCUUUGAUAGACCUCAGAAGGUGGAAAUACCGCGUGCCUUUGUUUGCGCUGAGAGCAAAAUCUUUGAUGUUUCAGAAUGGGCCAUUUGUCAGGGCAUGGCAUGCAGGCCUAAUACCCAUCGGCCAAGCUUCCACGUAAACAUGGUUGGCCUGGAGAAAACCCAAAGAUCCAACUCAAGUAGAUACCCUUGGGAGUUGGAUGCUGAAAUGAUGGAUGAAGACGAAGAAGAAUUUGAGCUCUGGCUCCAGCAGGCCCUUGCUUCCGGCCUCUUUUGCGAGACCUCAAAACGCAGAAAGAGUUGGAGUCCCUUCAAGCUUCAUCAGAAAAAAAGUAAAAAGCAAUGGCGGAGAACAUCAUGUUGAAUAAUUAUGCGGAGACCUUUCAGGGACGAAAGUCGAAAAUUUUGCUGCCGACCCCUAGAAAGAAGAGUCACGUUCUUUUACAUGCUGUUUAGAAGUUGGGGAUUGAUCGGCUGCGUCAUAAUUGAUAGGUUGCUCGUGCCACUAAGAAAACAAGGUAACGAGUUAUUAGAGAUGGGAAGAAAUGGGCUACUUUUGUUGAGAUUAGAAGUUUGAUGGGUUACCUUGUGUCGCUGCCCUAAAAGUUAGGGUUUAUCAGGCUUGCGAGCGGUUUUAAUGGCGCUCAUUGCAAGUUUCAGGAAGAGGAGCAUAAGCUCCUCAUAAUUGUCAAUCUGUGUCUUGUUUUAACCAAAUUUGUGACCUUACCUUAAUGAUACAUACAAGGUACCCUUGUAGGAAUUCAAUGUGGACUUAUGCUUCUCUUUCUGUACAUAUUUUUCUUGUUAAUAAAAUUUUUUAGUUCCUCUUG
Molecule: messenger RNA, 2582 nt
Organism: Morus notabilis
Lineage: Eukaryota; Viridiplantae; Streptophyta; Magnoliopsida; Rosales; Moraceae
Exons: 9
Coding region: 425-2116 (563 amino acids)
Source: RefSeq, a predicted model, not a curated record